UUCAGUGUUCAGCAGCAGUGGGACGAAGAUGGUUGUUAUGUUGAUAAGUUGAUAAGAAUACGGAUAUCUGUGCAAUAAUAGAUUUUUAACAGGAUCAACUAACAUCAUAUCCAGUAAGAUGUUUUGCGGGCUUGCAAUGGGAUUGUGACGUCACAUGCGGUAAGGGGCAUGGCGAGCAAGGGUGAGACUGGGGUAACACCCCUCUCACCGUCCGCUGCGCCACAAAACAAGAGGCCCACAAUUCUCGUGUACCCUACUGUGUCUCCGGAAUCGAUCGUGAUCCCCAUCGUAUCCUGCAUUCUGGGAUUUCCUCUGCUGGCCUUGUUGGUGAUUUGCUGCCUAAGACGACGAGCCAAAUUGGCCCGAGAACGGGCGAGGAGACGUGCCGGGAACUACGAUACAGACCAUGGAGCUCUCUCAUUGGUGCGUUUCAGCCCUAUUCACAGACUAGUAGGUUCUGGCAGGACACGGGCAGUGAGCCUGAGAAGUGAGCGCACGAUGAGUCGCGGAUUUCCGUCGCUGGAGCUGGACACUGUGGUGGAAGAACGCUCUGAUCCUGACCCUGAGAUGACGACCACAGAGGUGCUGAUGACACCUGACAGCUAGCAGGAUCCUCCACGUGCCGGUGGGCAGGUGUCAGUAGGAGUCCAGGUCCACGUACACAUGUCGGGGGUUGACCAGACACCUCUGUGGAUGACCCUCACUGCCUCGCCUGUCCACACCCCCAGCUGAUCUCAGUGAGUGGGGCUAUAAAAUUCUGCAGCCCUGGUCCUUUCUGGAUGACUACUACCCACCACACUUGGUCGUUUCACUGAGUGAAGGUCAGAUAUAACAUUUUUCAGUCUGUUUAAGCGGCCCAUCCACGUACGAAUCUGUGGCUUGGCUCGGGUUCCAUCGAGCCAAAUUCGUUUGUGGGUGGGGUGUCACGAGCCGAGUCUGCUAUGCAUGUGUGGUGAAAUAUAUCCGAGCCCGGCUCAAGAGUCAAGCUCGCCGAGCCAAACUCGCGAGUCAGACUCGUACGUGGAGGGCCGCUUAAGAAUAUCUAUGGUCUCACUUCUGGGAGAUGGGUGGGUUAUAAUAAAAUUAAUGAAAACUGCCUUGUAUUACUACAAUUUUUUAAUCAGUUGUGUUGUAUGUUGAUCACUUUACUCACAAUUUUCUAAUUAAAUUUGACCAAAUAUUAUGUUUUAUAAAUUCUCAGGCAUUUCAAGGUAUAUUAAAAAAAACAGAAUUUGUGAACUCCUGCCCUGUAGAUGCAGCUUUCACUGUAUUUGUCUGUCGGGUAAGAGCAUUUUAAUAAUGUUUCGUAACUUUUAGAAAUUUAUUGGCCAAAUUUAAUUUUGGUCUAAAUUUGAAAAUGUACCACCGAGUUAAUAAAUGUACACUUUCACUAGAGCAGAAAAUUAUUCAAAUUGUACCUUUCGACAGCUAAAUUUUUAAGUACGUAGAAGUCACAAAUACCAACACUAACACCAAAAUAUGAGGUAAUGAAACAAAUGUGACAUCGUAGAUUUUUCAUAGCAAAUAUUUAAUAUGAAAGAAGCAUCUUGUCAUUCUAUUUAAUAACUGUGUUGAUAUGUUAUUUAAUCAAAUAAAACAACAUUGAGUUGUGAAUAAAUUAAUAAGAAACCAGAAUAUUUCAUUGCAGUCAACAGUAAAAUUGCUAUAUAGUGCAAUUCUAUAUAUGAGUAAAGAUUUUUGUGAAUUCGUAGAUUUUUGUCUUCGGCUAUCUGUGGACAUGGAAUUUUCUUUUAUUUACUGUUUGCGUGGUAAGCAGAAUUCGAGAAUUUCUUUAGCGCCUUGUAAAAUAAUCUAGUCAUUCUCUGUUUUAAUUAUACGCUCUCAGCUAAAAUUACCACCAACACGAAACAUCAAUCACCUUAAUGUGGUCAUUCAAUUCAUGCCCUUUCCUGUUCUCUUCAACUUCUCUAGUGGAAUGUCAAAUAGAAAAAUGCAAAUGCAAAAUGCCUAAUGUCACAAUAUUUUACCUGUGUCUUGCUAAGAAAAUAUUUGUACUUAAUUAUUUAUGUACAUAACAUAUUAUUGCUCUUACCUGUGUGGAAACUUUAUAUUCUAUUAAAGAAAUUUGUGUACUUCUUAAAUUAUAAUGUAAGAAUUACGGGCACAAGUGCAUAUUUAUGUUAGGGCGCACAAACAUACAUCAAUGACGACGGUGGUGACCUGAAGACAAUUGUAAAUUAGACAGGCCCCGCCUUUCUGUUUAUGCCUCGUGUUGUAACCACGCCCACAAGUAAGUGCAAUGAAAGAACCAGAACAAAUUUCAUCAUUUCCUCCCAAAAUGAUGACAGAAGAAUGAAGCAGUUCAAAAAUACGUAACACCAUCUAACAAAUUUCAUGGCGGAAAGUCGUUCUUGAGAAGUUAAUUGUCGCUGAGAUAGUCAAGAAAUUCACUGCCUUUUAUGGAACCAAAAGGUUAAUUACGAUGUUUACAAGAGUCUCCCGUUGUUCCCUAACCCAAGCCAGAUGACUGUAGUCCCAGUCAUUUCCACGAGAUCCAUUUUAAUAUUAUCCUCCCUUCUACACUUAGGCCAUGCAAGUGUUCCCUUCAGGUUGUGUAAAUAAAAUGUUUGUGGGCA
Messenger RNA from Zootermopsis nevadensis, 2597 nucleotides. RefSeq lists its product as uncharacterized. The record is from RefSeq and is a predicted model, not a curated record. NCBI's taxonomy places the organism in Eukaryota, Metazoa, Arthropoda, Insecta, Blattodea, Termopsidae.